AUGCCAUCGCUGGUGUCGUCUCUGAGAGCUAAAUAUGACAGCCUAGAUAGUGACAAAUUUGACGUGGAUGAGAUAGAGAAGUGGUAUCCUACAGUUCCUGAUGAAAUCUUCGACCAAUAUCCAGCUUGGUUGGAUGCACGUCUUUUGGUUGAUGCGUACGACUCGGUCCCAACGAAAAAGCUCGUGCAAGUAGCAGCUGCAACUUUAUUCGUUAACGGCUGCUGUGGAGUGUUCGUAACAGUUCCGAUUGACUACGAGGACCAUGCCAGUUUUUAUACAAGGAAUAGGCUUCUCGGAGCUUGGAAAGUCGGUUGA
Messenger RNA from Cooperia oncophora, 315 nucleotides. The record is from the annotation of a GenBank genome assembly. NCBI's taxonomy places the organism in Eukaryota, Metazoa, Nematoda, Chromadorea, Rhabditida, Trichostrongylidae.